AUGAGCAGUUUGCAAGAAAAGCUCGUGGUCUACACUCUGGACGGCGCAAUCAAUGAUUUCUUUAAAAGUCACACAAAUGUAACCCGACAACAGUGCGAUGGCUUGGCCGCUUCUAUUGUCGGCAAGCCUGUCGAGCCUGUACCCAUUCAAGGCUCGUUCAGCUACACAGUCAUAGCGGGAACUGAUCAAGCCAAGAUUGACCAAUUCCGAACCCCAGAGUCGACGUUAGACAUCAAUACUCUCGAUCUAGCCAGAAACAUCCACGGCAAGCUGGUCCCAAGUCCCGUCUACCAUGGCAAGAUUGGACAUCUCGCAUCACAGCUACAUGUCUAUGUAAUGGAUAAGAUACCAGGGAGUGUUUAUGUCCAAGCGCAGUCACACUAUCAUGUUCCUGUAGGGACCUUGCUGGAAGCCUCUCUCCAGCACGCCAAUACCGUAGCGUACAUGGCAAGGUUCUUCGCUCAGUCAUGGAACAACAGGCAAACUACCAGGCCCUGUAUUGUUCAAGCCACUCACAAUGACUACCGGCAGAAACUUCAGCUCCUCUCAGAAGCUCUUCCCUCUCGAUUCACACAGAACCCGCAAAAGGCCAUCGGUGGCCUGGAGUUGCUCCUCACGCCGGAAUACCCCAUGGUCCUCGGCCACGGAGAUCUCAACGCAGUGAACAUGACGGAACCAUCUAUCGGCCACAUCAAGGGGAUUAUUGACUGGGCUGAAGCAGAAUCCAUCCGCUGGCACUACUACAGCAAUCAUCGGGUCUUGGAGGAGCGCUUUUGGCAGACUUUCCAAGAAAAUGCCAUGGGUAUCGGCGCUGCCGAGAUGCGGCGUAUUGGGACAGCAAGCAUGACUGGUACUUUUCUUCGCUACGGCUUCCGCAGGACUCGGGGCUCGGAUGUGGUGUUGGAGUAUCAACAGCAUCUCUUCCAAGAGCUCCGAGCAGAAGAUGAGCUCGUCGUGCUGGCCCGUGGCCUGGGGCUGAUGCGCCUCGUCACAAACCUGCUUCACUCCUAUGACGCAGCCGGAAAUAAUCUCAUAGUCAUUGUAGGUGCUGAAGAGCGUGAAAAUGGCUGGAUCGGCGAGGCAUUGGCCGAGCACGCCGCCAUCAGUGCUGCUCCAAAGGCCCGGGGCUUAACGGUUGUGAAUACCGACUUCCAAAGCGUUGGUGCACGCGAGAAGAUGUACGCCGGAGGUGGCAUCUUCAGCAUCACUUCGCGUAUCCUAGUUGUCGACCUUCUUACCGGCCUGCUGGAUCCAGAGUCAAUCACGGGGCUCGUCGUGCUUCACGCUGAUCGUGUUGUCGCAACUUCACUCGAGGCCUUCAUCCUCAGAGUGUAUCGGCAGAAGAACAAGAUUGGGUUUCUGAAGGCCUUCUCCGACAAUCCUGAUCCUUUUUCUACGGGCUUCUCCCCGCUGUCGACCAUGAUGCGAAAUCUGUUCCUGAAAAGGGCGUCGUUGUGGCCGAGAUUCCACGUCACUGUAGCACAGUCUCUCGAAGGCAAGAAGAAGGCCGAAGUCAUCGAGUUGGAGGUUCCCAUGACGGAUUCCAUGACGGAUAUUCAAAACGCCAUCAUGGAGUGUGUAGAAGUCAGCAUUCACGAGCUCAAAAAGGGCAACUCGGGCCUCGAAAUGGACGACUGGAAUCUCGACAGCGCCCUGCUUAAAAAUUUUGACGUCAUGGUCCGACGGCAGUUGGAUCCCAAUUGGCACCGGGUGAGUUGGAAAACACGGCAGAUUGUAAACGAUCUCACGGUGCUGCGCGGUCUCUUGACGUCCGUUCUGGCAUAUGAUGCGGUGUCGUUUUUGCAGCAUCUUGACACCAUCCACGCAGCGCAUUCACCUCCGCCUGGAUCUACGAGACAAAAUCAAUCACCUUGGCUGUUUUUGGAUGCAGCUCAGACAAUAUUCGACACGGCGCGAAGGAGGGUGUAUUCGGCCAGCGCAAAAACAGUCUCGCAAAGUGGCGAUAAUAUCGACUCUUUACGGCCAGUCCUCGAGGAGCUUCCAAAGUGGGCUCUGCUUGCUGAAGUGCUCGAAGAGAUUGACAGAGAUCUCUACUUCGAACCCCCUGCCAGAGACGACUCAAACGGAACUAUACUAAUAAUGUGCUCAAACACGGAUACAUGUAGACAACUCCGCGACUACUUGCAAACAAUGCAUGUAAAGCCCAGGGUCGCAACUCCCACGACCACCAAGGAAGAUGAAGAAGAUGCGCACAAACCGUCGGCUGCUUUCAUGAUGAGAAGACGUCUACGCAGCUACCUAACCUGGAAGCGACAGUUCGCCCAAGUCAGCGCAACGCUCUUCUCCGAGAACCAAAAGGCCCUCAACGGCGCAGCUGAUUCCCGACCUGGCCAUGCUGGCAUGGGCCGUGGCAAACCCCCCUCGAACAAGAGGAGACGCGUCCGUGGCGGAGGUAACGCCGGUGUCUCGGCAGGACGGACCGACACGGGUGUUAUUGCGCAGUACUUUGAGAAGCCAGGCGAAGUGGCCCAUCUCAUGGCCGAAGUCCAGAUCACGGAAGAGGAAGCCCAACAAAAGGACGACAUCAUCGCCGACCCACUAGACGACAUGGAAGAUUACUAUCAGCUGUACGAAAUGCAAGACCUAGUCGUGGUCCACGCCUACGACGGCGACCAAGACGAGCACGUCCUCGAGGAAGUCAAACCCCGAUAUAUCAUCAUGUACGAGCCAGACGCCUCCUUCAUACGGCGGGUAGAAGUCUACCGUUCGUCGCACAAUGACAGAAACGUCCGUGUCUACUUCAUGUACUACGGGGGCUCGGUCGAAGAACAGCGCUACCUUUCGUCAGUCCGUCGGGAAAAGGACUCCUUCACGAAACUCAUCAAGGAACGAGCCAGCAUGUCUCUCGUCAUGACGGUCGACCCUCACGGCAUCGAAGACGCGCAAGAAGCGUUCCUCCGCACAGUCAACACGCGGAUUGCAGGCGGCGGGCGGCUCGCAGCGACAGCCCAGCCGCCGCGCGUUGUAGUCGACGUUCGAGAAUUCCGCUCCUCCUUGCCAUCCCUCCUCCACGGCCGGUCCAUCAUCAUCGUGCCCUGCAUGCUCACAGUCGGCGACUAUAUCCUCUCGCCCAACAUAUGCGUGGAGCGUAAAUCCAUCAGCGACCUCAUCUCGUCCUUCAAGGACGGGCGUCUCUACACGCAGGCAGAAACCAUGUUCCAGCACUACAGGUCCCCGAUGCUCCUCAUCGAGUUCGAUCAGAACAAGUCGUUCACGCUGGAGCCCUUUGCCGACUUAUCGGGCAGUCUGAGCAGCGUGGCACCCACAAACGUGUCGUCCGACUUGCAGUCAAAGCUCGUCCUGCUGACACUGGCCUUCCCCAAACUCCGCAUCAUAUGGUCGUCAUCGCCCUACCAGACCGCCGAGAUAUUCGAGUCUCUCAAGGCGCAAGAGGAUGAACCGGACCCGAUUGCGGCCGUGCAAGCAGGCCUAGACAAGGACAUGAAGGCGGAAGACCAGGCGUUCAACCAGGAACCGCAGGAGAUGCUCGCCCUCGUCCCCGGCGUCACGCCCAAGAACAUCAAAACCCUGGUACUGGAAACAGAGAAUAUCAAAGAGGUGGCAAACAUGUCAGUGGGAGACCUGGAGCCCAUGGUUGGAAAAGUUGCCGGCAAGGCCAUACACGGGUUUUUCAACCGCAACGUCAUGGAAGAAGACGACUAG
This is a messenger RNA of Metarhizium acridum CQMa 102, 3684 nucleotides long. Lineage: Eukaryota; Fungi; Ascomycota; Sordariomycetes; Hypocreales; Clavicipitaceae. The record is from RefSeq and is a predicted model, not a curated record.